AUGAACAAGAUUCGCGCCAUCCAGGCGCUCAACAAGAAGGAAAUAGAGCAUGGAAUCUCCCCCGAUGCAUCCUGGCACGCCGACUACCGCGACACGGCCUUUGUGUACUUUGGCGGACUCCCUUACGAACUCUCCGAAGGCGACGUCAUUACCAUCUUCUCCCAAUUCGGCGAGCCAGUAUUUCUGAAGCUCGCCCGCGACAACGAAACCGGCAAAUCCAAGGGCUUCGGCUGGCUCAAGUAUGAGAACCAACGAAGCACCGACCUGGCCGUGGACAACCUCGGCGGCGCAGAGAUUGGCGGUCGGAUGAUAAGCGUCGACCACGCGCGUUACAAGCCUCGAGAUGACGAAGACCCCGACGAGUUCAAGGUUGGCUGGGAGGACAUGAUGCGCCGGGAAGGCAAGGCUGUGUCCGAGGACGAGAGCAGUGAAGAAGAAGCGCAACGGCCCAUGCUACCCGAAGAACGAGAGCUGGCGAUACUUAUGCGGGAUCACGACGACGACGACCCUAUGAAGGGUUACCUCAUCGAGGAGAAGAAGAAAGAGGUCGAGGAGGCGAAGCAGCUGGCAGACAAGAAGGACCGAAAGCACAAACAUCGGCAUCAUCGAUCGCACAGACAUAGGGCCGAUGAUGAUGCCGAGACCGGCGGCAUAGAAACGGAGACUCGGCUCGGGACAGACACCGCGGCGACUCCCGACCAAGAGAGCGACGGCGACAUAAGAGUGAUGAGGAAGCUGCCUCGGAGCAAAGGCGGGACCGGCAUAGGGACAACAGUCGAGAUGCGGAAAGGGACAGAAGACGGCGUGACAGGCAAGGCUCAGAUGGGCCCAGUCGUGGGAAGCGGCGGGACGAUGAUAUCCACGAAAGGAGACCCAGACGGCGAAGCAGGAGCCGGUCACCGCGGCGGCGCGAAGAUUAGCUCUAACCGCUGUCCAUGUAAUACCAUACUCAUGACCUAA
Purpureocillium lilacinum is the source of this 960-nucleotide messenger RNA. The record is from RefSeq and is a predicted model, not a curated record. Lineage: Eukaryota; Fungi; Ascomycota; Sordariomycetes; Hypocreales; Ophiocordycipitaceae.